Molecule: messenger RNA, 6582 nt
Organism: Phycodurus eques (leafy seadragon)
Lineage: Eukaryota; Metazoa; Chordata; Actinopteri; Syngnathiformes; Syngnathidae
Product: copine-8
Exons: 8
Coding region: 2147-2848 (233 amino acids)
Biological process (GO): cellular response to calcium ion
Cellular component (GO): plasma membrane
Molecular function (GO): calcium-dependent phospholipid binding
Source: RefSeq, a predicted model, not a curated record
UUUAAAGUUUAGUUACCACAAAUAAUGUCUCCUUGAGCUAUGUAUUCCAGUGACAUACGUUUAGUUAGAGGCGGAACUGUUAAAUGGUCUUCCACGAGAUGCCAGAAGGUUCAUAUAUUAAUGAGUAUCCACCUAUUGCCAUUUAUUCAACAGCGAAAGUAAAUUGAGAUGCGAUCAUUUUCAGUUCAGUAUGGAGGGUGUCCCAAAAGUCACUAUACACUUCCUUUUUCCGUUUAAGGUAUCAGCUUAGGUUUUGCCGUUUUUGUAAUAAUCUGGCUCACCGAACUUCUAGAGCAGGCGUUUGAGUUCCAGUGCAGCCCUCCACAUAGACUUUCCCUGGCUUUGCACAAAAGCCUGCUGUCGAAGUUUGAAACUUCUUGCCAGGCGGCAGUUUUUCCCCAAUGUCAAUUGGUGAGCCUUGGACAAGGGAAUGAUAGACUGACUGUCAAAUGCUGAUGGCCUCGUGUCUGUCCAAAUGAAAACAAUAUAUUUUUUUUAAAAGUAACUUUUGGGACACCAUGUACUGUAUACAUUUCUUGUGACAGUUUUGUCUAGUGGUGUGCUGUGAGAUUUUUUUAUUAAUUUAUUUUUUAAAAUUUUUUUAUUUGUAUUUUUUUUACACGUAAAAUAUGUGCCUGGGCUCAAGAAAGGUUGGGAAACACUGCAGUGUAGGAAAUAUACCGUAACUAAGAGUUCUAUCACUUUGGUCUACAUACUGUACCAUCAAAUCUUGACUUGUCUUAUCCCCGAGUUGACUGUUGCUUUCCUUCUAUUGAGGUUCGCAAAAGAGAUCAAUAUGGUAUUGAAUCCCGUGGCAGGGACGGACUGAGUGAAUGUCACCGAGCAAGUCGCUGUUCAUGUAUUGUUCUUGCACCACGCGUGCGCCCCUUCGCCGUGUGUCCUCUUAACUCCGAAUGGCGAAAUGUGGUCCGCUCACGUCGGCACAAACGAGAUUGCAUUUAUCCCAGUCCGUCUUCGCGAGUAUCUCCCCAAUAAAGUGCCAAGUGGUGUAUCGCUGUUUUGAGACCUAAAUGGACCGUAAUGGUCCAGUUGCACUCGCGGGCACAUAAUGGGCAGACUUGUUCACACAAACAUGCCCACGCUUGCAUACACAAAUACUGUGAAAUCACUCAAGCCAUGCCCUGAAAUCCCCAGUGUGAGUCUAUUUUAACAUUCCCUUCUGUCUCCUCAUCGUGGUGCCUUCUCUCAUCUUUCUUCCCCACUGCUCUCUUCUCCUCUGAUUGGCAGCUCUUUGCAGUGCUUCAACCCAAUCAGCUAAUUGCUCAUUUGGACCUAAUUAGGAGCAUGAUCGGCUGACUGCAUUAGCAUAAAUGACUGAUUUGGGAAGGCUCCAUCUCAAUCCGGAGCUCAUUCUUUUCAUGGCGCUCGAUAAAGCGUGAGAACCACCCAUGAUUUUCCAACAAAGAAGCCUCUAUUCACAAGGUCUUGGAUAAAAAUGAACAGUUGUUGGCCAUAUCUUUCAUUUGGAGUUGUGCCUUUGAUGGCUGCUCUGUCACUCAUAGUGGCAGAUAUUGUCUCGCCUUAUUUUGCCUGCUGAAUUGAGUAUUGAAACCAGAAUAGAAGCAGGAGGAAACCGUGCCUGUAUUGAACUCAUUGUGAGGAGAUGUCAUUUGUACGAGGAGCAGACAUCCAGAGGCAGAACAAAGAUUUCUGUGUGUGUGUGGGGGGGGGGGGUAUAUUACAAUUUGAAAAGCCACUCAGAUGCAAGCUGUCAAGUGAAAUUAAAUUUUUCCUGCUGCUGCUGUCAAACUUCUCAAUGUAUACACGACAUCUUCAUCCUCCUUUGGCUGCUUGGCCACUUUCCAAGCAGCAACAUCUGUUUGCAUAUUACCAGGACGCAACCUGUGCUGGCUGUUUUUAGGCCACUCUGUGCACUCAUGCUGACACGGGCACUCCAAUAUAAGAGCAAAAGUGGACUCCCUCUGAACUUUUGAAAAGCCUUUCUCCUUUAGGUUAUUAAGGUAAACACUGGAGGACCGCCUAUUGUGACGAACCAAGACUCGACUUGUGAGCCGUAAUUAAAGACAACAUCGCUUCGCAGGCAAGGACGCAGAUUAACUUCACAGUGGCCAUUGACUUCACUGCUUCCAAUGGUAACCCAGCCCAGCCCACCUCCCUCCACUACAUGAGCCCCUACCAGCUGAACGCCUACGCCAUGGCCCUGAAGGCGGUCGGGGAGAUCAUUCAGGACUACGACAGCGACAAGAUGUUCCCCGCGCUCGGCUUCGGAGCCAAGCUGCCGCCUGAUGGGCGGAUCUCCCACGAGUUUGCUUUGAACGGGAACCCUCAGAACCCUUACUGUGCAGGAAUAGAUGGGGUGAUGGAAGCCUACUACCAGAGCCUGAAGUCAGUCCAACUAUACGGACCCACCAACUUCUCCCCUGUGGUUAACCAUGUUGCCAGAUAUGCGGCAUCAGUGAAAGAUGGCUCGCAGUAUUUUGUUCUCCUCAUCAUCACGGACGGUGUAAUCUCCGACAUGGCCCAGACCAAGGAGUCGAUUGUCAACGCUUCCUGUCUGCCCAUGUCGAUCAUCAUCGUGGGGGUUGGACCUGCCGAAUUUGACGCCAUGAUUGAAUUAGACGGCGAUGAGGUCCGAAUUUCAUCCAGAGGAAGAUAUGCGGAGAGAGAUAUUGUUCAGUUCGUCCCGUUCAGAGACUACAUUGACCGGACGGGGAAUCACAUCCUGAGCAUGGCCCGUCUCGCCAAGGACGUCUUGGCCGAGAUUCCGGACCAGUUCCUCUCCUACAUGAGGACCCGUGGGAUCAAGCCAGCACCCGCGCCGCCUCCCUACACGCCUCUGGGACAGCCCCUCCAAACGCAGAUAUGAAGAAAAGCAAAGGUUUUCAAUUUUUCGGAGUCUUUUAAGUCUCGCUCUCCAUGCCUGUGUGUCGUGGAUCUCGGUGGUCGUUCUCGUUUUCUGGAGCAGCUGCAUGCCAGGCCGGGGAGUGUGGACUGGAGUCGGGUGUUUACUUCGGCUGUCGCGCAUUCCUGUCACUGUCUGGAAUCUUUUCUUUGUAUUUUUUUAGCCUGGAAAAAAAAACUCGCAUUGAGAUGUUGAAGAGAAAAGAAGCAGAAGAAGCAACAGCAGGUUUCUUUUGAAUUAAAAAAAAAAAAGAAAAGAAAAGAAUGUCCCCACACAACACAAAGGAAUCAUAACUGAACAAUAAUUUCUGCUGUAAAUAACUCACCUCUUUCUGUCUCUCUUGGCUCUCAAAAUAACUCACUGUUUACAGUAAGGAUUUUUACUGUUCAUACUUUUAUACUUUCACUAUCAAGCUUGUGAUAUUCUCACCUUUCUCUCUCUUUCCUGACACGUGCGUCAGGUAGCAGCAGUGCAGGUCCUGGUAGCCCUUCUGUACCGUACCGUGCCGUACCGUACUCUACUGUACCCCUGGUGUUUCCGAACAUUUUUGCAUGUGUAGCCUGGACCACGUGCAUGCAUCUAGCCGCCCCGCACUACCUCUUCCAACCAUGCGUCUGUAUUGAGGUGGGUUGUGUGUGUGAUAGAGAGUUCGUCUCUCUGUCUGUCAGUCUUCCUUCUAACAAUGUCCCCUUUCUCUGCUGUGUUUCCAUCCAUUCAAACUCAUGCUCCAAUGUGCUGUUGCCCAUAUAUAUUGCACGUAUCGUAAUGUUGUUUAUUUUGCCUUUUGAACGCUAUUAUAGCUCUUUAGUUAAUGCCACAGUGGACUUAUUGGAUUUAUUAUUCGCUCAUUCACUGCCACUGACGGCUGUUGAAUUCAAAUAUCCACGUUAACAUGGAGGACUGGCAGUGAAUGAGGCAUACUAAUAAUCUCAUAAAAUGUACUACAGAAUCCAUCAUUAAUCUCCAUGAAAACGUAUGAUGCAUGGUUUUGUUUUCCCCAAACCUUUUGGGACGCCCUCUUAAUCUUAGCACCAAUUAAACCUAAUUACCAUGUGUACACGAAUUAAAGUGUCCUUUUAUCGAGAAAAUCAUAUUUAUGCGGUAUCAUAUUUAUGAGGGGAAAAAAAGGUUACAAAUUUAAAGAGUAUUGAUAAAGUUGUUUCCCCCCCCCCCAAGAAAAAUAUUGUAAUCUUUAUUUUGCCUUCCAAAAGCCACUAUGUGCAUGCUUACCAAUGGGAAUAUAAUAGCAAUACUCAAGGACCAUUUUUAAUCAAUUCAAUUUAAUUCAAUUUUUGCUUUAUUUUUAGACUUUAUUAUCCUUAUGAAUGGAAACACAGUUGCUCUCUGUCUCUUCUCGGCCUUGGCAGUGAUGCCCACAUGCUCGGGGGUUUGUAUAUAUGUAUGUGUGUUUCUGUGUGCGUGUGGUCGGAGCAUCACUUCUUAUGUUAAAAAAAAAAAGACAACAGCUGCUCUCAAACAUUGUUUGAGCAUAAAGAGCCCAGUGGUCAAAAAUGCAAAGAAAAUACACAUUUUGUCAACUAUCCCAAAACAAAAAGUGUAAUUGAUUUGAUUUUGUUUGAUUUUGUAUUUUAUUUUUUUAUUUUUCCCUUGAAUGUCAAGCGAUUGAGCAGUGAGUGGACGAUGAGAAACGUUGAUUAUCAGACUGUGAUCAAAAGUAUUUAAACUGACUUAAGAAUGCAACAUGUCGAGCUUGUAUUCUUCAUAUAUGUGAAGGAAUCAUUCAUUGUACUAAGUUUAUUUUGUCCCAUCAGCAUUCUAAAUUACCCAUGUAUUUUCCUUGGCAAAAAAAAAAAAAAAUGUUGCCAUAUCAAUGUCAUUUUCCUUAUUACAAGCCAGUGUACCAAACAACUGAUUUUAAAAUAUUGAAGGACUGAAGGCACCAUGUGGUUGGACGUAUCACACAGUGGGACCAAUACAACGUGUCUAGCGAAAGGUCACACAUUGCCCGUUAUUGUUUUAUAUUGAUCAUGAAAUGGUAGCAACAUAAUGUGGACUUCUGCCAAAUUGUGACCUGCUUUUCUAUUGUAGCAGUGCCAACAAGGCUGACAAAUUGAGGUGUGUGUGGAUUUUGUGUGUGUGUGCGCGCGUGUGUGCGGAUACGGUCACCCACUGCCUUCAAGGCAUAGCUGGACACAUCAUUAAGACUGCAGGUCAGAAUAAGGGAGCUCAUUACAGCGCUGGGUAAAACCUCGAGAAACCGAUUAUUUUUUUUUUUUUUUUUGAUCUACCGCCACAGGGUGGGAUCAGAGUGGACUUUAUUUUUACUGUCACGGGUGGGAAGGCCACAGAGGGUUUUCGCUUGCCCAGCUGCAUCUUGACACUUUGCUCAGCCAGCACAAGAAAACUGCGGUCAGAGGAGGACACUUGUUAUUCGUACUUUUAUUUUUGUAACAUAUUGUUUAGAACAGCACUCGCUAAAGCCAUUAGAAUCAGGAAACCACAUAAAAAGAUAAUUCCGUGUCAAAACUCAAAAUUCAAUCAAAUGGUCUUUCUGUUGAAAAGGAAUUUUCUAUACAAACAUGUUCAUUCUAUCCUGACUUUCUAAAUGUUCACAUUUAGUGUUAUUUCACAAGAGUGGGAUAUCAUGGAAAAGGAUUCCCCCCCCCCACCCAAAAUAUAAAAUAAAAAAUGGGAGCCCAUCUUCAAGCAUGGUGGAGACACUGAAAACACAAUUUUUGUUCAUAGAAAAAAAAAAAAGAAAUAUUAGAUUUUUUUUAAUUAGAAUGUUUAAGACAAAUAUAAUAGUCAUCUUCAUUCAAUUUGAAAGUGUUGUUUUCAAAACAAAAUGUUCAUCCUUUCCAAAUAUCUACAACUUCCACAUUCAUUCUACUUUCACGAGAAUUUUGUAGGAUAUCAUACAUACAAAAAGGGGCCCCAUAAAAAAAUGAGUCCAUCCACACACACACAAAAACAACGCAAUUAUAAUAUAUUCCAAAUCAUUUGAUAUGAAACAGUGAGGCUAAGCAGUAUAGAAAAUGGAUGGAUCUAAUUUGACACAACUAUAUUGUUUCAUUUUUGGACAUAAUGCUACUUAAGCUCAUAAUCUUCAUUAUUCAAAUCACAUCUUCAUUAACAUACAUCAAAAAUGUCCACUUCUAAUUUAUUUGAUUAAUUCAUAUCGAUCUACUACGGAGUGUGUGCAUGCAUGUGUGCGCGCGCGCGUGUGUGUUGCCUUUCUACAAGUGUUUUAAAAGACAACGUGAAGUGUUAACCCACAAAGAUCUUUGUUUACUGAAAAGCUAUCCAAAUACUGUAUUGUAUGCUCGUCUUCUUAACAAUGUGCACUAUGUUUGCAUGUACAGUUUUACAAAGGAUGCGCCAGUUCCUUUUUGUUAAAUACAACUGUGUUUUGAAGUAUAUAUGAUAUGAAAAUAAUUGUACAAAAAAAUGGCCUUAACUGAUUUUUCUGAAAAUUGUGCGAUGCCUUCACUUGAGAAAUUAUUUUGUGGUAGUGUUUAUAUUGCAUUCUGGUGAGAUUUCUUUGCACUUUUUUUUUUUGUUUUUUUUUGGGAGAGGUGGAGGUUUUUUUUUGUUGAUUUAUUAUUUUAUUUUUUUACAUAGUGAUUAAUAAUCAGAGAAAGCAUGGCUGAAUACUGAUUGUCUUAUUACAUAUGAUAGAUGACUAUUUCUGUAUUGAACUAUGGAUUUUUAAAUAAAUAUUCGUAUGAAACACUGUA